Messenger RNA from Fragaria vesca subsp. vesca, 1575 nucleotides. Its product is annotated as heat shock cognate 70 kDa protein-like. The record is from RefSeq and is a predicted model, not a curated record. Lineage: Eukaryota; Viridiplantae; Streptophyta; Magnoliopsida; Rosales; Rosaceae. Gene Ontology annotation, biological process: protein refolding; cellular response to unfolded protein. Gene Ontology annotation, molecular function: heat shock protein binding; ATP-dependent protein folding chaperone; ATP binding. The transcript has 2 exons. Bases 1 to 1575 code for a protein of 524 amino acids. Gene Ontology annotation, cellular component: cytoplasm.
AUGGCAGGAGGAGAGAGAGGCCAUGCAAUAGGUAUUGAUCUGGGGACAACCUACUCAUGUGUGGCAGUUUGGCAGCAUGAUCAUGUUGAAAUCAUAGUGAACGACCAGGGAAAUAGAACCACUCCAUCUUGUGUUGCUUUCACUGAUGCAGAAGUAUUGGUAGGUGAUGCAGCACUUAACCAGAUUAUCAGAAAUCCCACGAACUCCAUCUUUGAUGCAAAGAGGCUAAUUGGUAGAAGGUUCAAUGAUACUUCUGUUCAAGAAGAUUUGAAACUCUGGCCUUUCAAGGUUAUUAAAGGUCUUUGUGACAAACCUAUAAUUGUUGUUACCCAAAAUGGUCAAGAAAAGAAGUUUGCUGCUGAAGAGAUUUCAUCCAUGAUUCUUGCAAAGAUGCGUGAGAUUGCUAAGGGCUAUAUUGGAUCAACUGUGAAAAAUGCUGUCAUCACUGUCCCUGCAUAUUUCAGUGACGCGCAGCGUCAAGCUACCAAAAAUGCUGGUGCCACUGCUGGCCUAAAUGUGAUUCGUAUAAUCAAUGAACCAACGGCUGCAGCCAUUGCCUAUGGGCUUGACAAGAAGGCUGGUUUGUGUUGUAAGAUAAAUAUUAUGAUAUUUGAUUUUGGUGGUGGUACUUUAGAUGUCUCGUUGCUUAACAUUGGAGAUGGUGUCUUUGAAGUGAAGGCUACAGCUGGAGACACUCACCUUGGAGGUGAGGACUUAAAUAACAGAAUGGUAAGUUACUGUGUUGAGCAAUUCAAGAGGAAGCAUAAAGUGGAUCUUAGUGGAAACCCUAGAGCUCUCAGGAGGCUACGAAAUGAAUGUGAGAAGGCAAAGAGAAGGCUCUCAUAUUCCUCUUCAAUUGGUAUUGAAGUUGACUGUUUGCAUGAGGGUAUUGAUUUCUCUACUAACAUUACUCGAGCCAAAUUUGAAGAUAUCAACAGGGAUUUCUUCAACAAGUGUAUGGAGCCUGUGGAGAAAUGUUUGAGUGAUGCUAAUAUGGACAUAAGCAGUGUCGAUGACAUUGUGCUUGUUGGUGGCUCUUCUAGAGUUCCGAAGGUACAGCAGCUAUUGCAGAAUUUCUUCAAGGGGAAGGAAUUGUGCAAGGGAAUUAAUCCUGAUGAGGCAGUGGCUUAUGGUGCUGCUGUUCAAGCUGCAAUCUUGAGUGGCAUUAGAACUGAGAAGAUUCGUGACAUAAGCCUCUUGGAUGUCACACCUCUGUCACUUGGCAUGGCAAGUGGCACACAACGUGCCAUGGGAGUUUUUAUUCCAAGAAACUCGAGAAUUCCCAUUACUGUGAAGCGAACUUCAACUACUACUUCCAAUGGACAAUGUAGUGGCAGGGUAGCCAUUUAUGAGGGUGAGAAUUCAGCAGCUGUGGACAAUAACUUUUUGGGUGAAUUUAUCUUGGAUGACAUUCCUCCAUGUCCCAUAGGUGUCCCUAAAAUUGAUAUUUGUUUUAAUAUUGAUGCUAAUGGUAUACUUACUGUUUAUGCUGAGGACAAGUCCACUGGUAGGAAGAGAGGGAUUACAAUUAACAGUGACAGGAGAUCUUUUGAUGGAAUUGAGGAGAUGAUAUAA